CUAGACUCCCUCCCUUUGAAUCCAAGACUCUCUCUCUAUAGCAUUCACAAACUCCCAAGCAAAACCCACAUUACAUUCCCAAAAAAAAAGAAAAAAGACACUACUCUCUACCAAUCUUAUUAGCUAGACUCUCUCUCAUGAGGAAACUCUGUCCCAACUUUGAUCGUGAAGAUGGGCUCGACACAGUCCUCGAGGUCCCAAUCCCAGAAGAGAUGUUCUCCAACAAGAACAACAAUAGUUCAUGGCAAAACAUGAAGUCAUGGAUGAAACCAAACGGUGAAAAAUCACAACAGGCCAUGACAACAGUAUUUGGAAGCCGAAAUGCAGAGAUACAACUCUUGCUUGGUGUCGUUGGAGCUCCAUUAAUCCCUCUUCCUAUCCGGGCUGAUCACCAACCCAUCAACUCCAACAUCAAAGACAACCCUAUUGAGGCUUCGGUGGCGAAAUACAUAGUGCAACAGUACAUAGCAGCAGUGGGGGGAGAGAAGGCAAUGAGGUCAAUAGACAGCAUGUAUGCAAUGGGGAAAGUGAGAAUGGGUGCGUCAGAGUUCAGUUCAGGUGAAGGUAGCUUGAACAAUAAGGUGGUGAAGGUGAAGAGUGUGAGACAUGGGGGUGGAGAGAUGGGUGGGUUUGUGCUUUGGCAAAAGAGGCCUGGCUUAUGGUGCUUGGAGCUUGUGGUCUCUGGUUGCAAAGUCAGUGCCGGUAGUGAUGGUAAUGUGGCUUGGAGGCAAACCCCUUGGCACCACUCUCACGCUUCACGUGGUCCACCUAGGCCUCUUAGGCGUUUCUUACAGGGUCUUGAUCCAAUGUCCACAGCAAAUUUAUUCUCAAAUUCAGUCUGCGCUGGUGAGAAGACAAUCAACGAUGAAGACUGUUUCAUACUAAAACUUGAAGCUGAAUCCUCAACACUAAAAGCAAGAAGCAACAGCAACGUAGAAAUAAUCAGGCACACAGUGUGGGGCUGCUUCAGCACAAGAACAGGCCUAUUAGUCCAACUAGAAGACUCUCACCUCCUCAGAAUCAAAGCCCCAAGAAAUGAAAGCAUAUACUGGGAGACCACAAUGGAGUCAUUGAUCCAAGACUACCGAACCAUAGAUGGGAUUAACAUUGCGCACGCGGGCAAGACCUCGGUCUCUUUGUUUAGGUUUGGUGAGAACCCAGAAAGCCAUUCUAGGACUCGAAUGGAAGAGGUUUGGACAAUUGAAGAAGUUGAUUUUAACAUAGAGGGAUUGUCCAAAGAUUGUUUCUUGCCUCCUGCUGACUUAGAGAAAGAGGAAGAAGGGUGUGGUGUAACAAAUGAUGACGUGAAGUUACCAUUAAUGAAAGAGGAAGAAGGGUGUGAUAUAACAAGUAACGUGAAGUUACCAUUAAAGAUUCGAUCGGCUUCUUUUAGGAUUAAUUCCUCUAAGGUAGUAGCUAUCGAUGUUGAAGACUCGGAUUACAUUGAGAGUGAGGAAGAGUAACGUUCAAUCUGUUUUCAUUUUGUACAUAUAUGGUACACCAUCGCAUUAUUUAUACACGAUAAUGCGCAAUUUAGUUUUGCAUGGGUGAAUUGUUUAAGUACUCAAUUUAAACAUAAAAUGAGAGUCAUCAUUAAGGUAUGUUAUGGUGGUGAUGUGUAAACUGCAUGCAUAUCUCCCAUCAACGGAGAGGUGCUUUUUAGAAAGUCAGGACUAGAGGGGCAUUUCAUGACCUCGCAUCCAUAUAUCAGACUUUGGA
Quercus lobata is the source of this 1719-nucleotide messenger RNA. RefSeq lists its product as uncharacterized. The record is from RefSeq and is a predicted model, not a curated record. The coding region runs from base 138 to 1463 and encodes 441 amino acids. Lineage: Eukaryota; Viridiplantae; Streptophyta; Magnoliopsida; Fagales; Fagaceae. The transcript has 3 exons.